ACUAGGCCCCCCCUGCGUCACGUGAUCGCACUGGACGCUGGCUCAAGAUGGCGGCGCCCAUGGAGCGGCGUGACUGUUUCUGAUCGUUUUCCCCCUCCCUUAAACCGCGAGACUGUCGUUGUUACACUAUGUCGCGACUUAUCGUGAAGAACCUGCCCAACGGGAUAAAAGAGGAACGCUUCCGGAACCUCUUUGCUGCUUUUGGGACACUGACGGACUGCACUCUGAAAUUCACCAAGGAUGGCAAGUUCCGCAAAUUUGGGUUUAUUGGAUUUAAAUCUGAAGAAGAUGCUAAAGCGGCCCUGGGCCAUUUCAACAAUAGUUAUAUAGAUACAGCGAGAGUUACGGUUGAGUUCUGUAAAUCUUUUGGGGAUCCUCUGAAACCUAGAGCAUGGAGCAAACAUUCCCAAAAGCCACUACCAGUAAAGGAGCCUCCUGAAAAAUCCAUAACAAGUUCAGGUCAUAAAGAUGCAAAGGAGAAUAAAAAGAAGAACAAUCAAACAGGAGUGUUAAAAGAGCUGGAAGGAGAAGAGGCCUUCCAAGACUUCCUGGCAGUGCACCAGAAACGGUCUCAGGUGGCCACGUGGACCAAUGACACAAAAGCAGAGAAACCCAAGAAGAGUGAAUCCAAGUCAACAGAUGAUUAUCUGAACUUUGAUUCUGAUGAAUCGGGCAGCCUGAGCGAGGAAGAACAAGGACAAGAGGAUGGAGUCGCCGGAGAGAAAGAGAGAAGUUUGGAAGGAAAAGCGGCCUCCAGACGGGAGCUCUCCGAUAUGGACUACCUGAGAUCCAAAGUGGUGAAGAGUGGUGAGGACUCAGCUUCAUGUGAAGAGGAGAGUGAUGAUGAAGAGAUGGGUGAUCAGGAGCCAAGGGAGGGAGUAAAGGAGGAUGAGAAGAAGGAAAAUAAACCAAUUGACAGCGAAACAGCAGAUUCAGGUCUUACGCCAGAGUGUGGACUGGACGACCAGAGAAUCAUUGCAAAGGGCAAGAAGCCAAAAGUCACCUCCCAGGUGAAAACUUCAGCCGGUGCAAAUGAGCCCACCACGCCGUACACAGUAAAGCUGCGGGGUGCCCCAUUCAAUGUCACAGAGCAAAAUGUGAGAGAGUUUCUUGUUCCGCUUCGGCCAGUGGCAAUCAGAUUUGCAAGGAACGCCCAUGGAAAUAAGACAGGCUAUGUGUUUGUUGAUUUUAACAGUGCGGAAGAGGUGCAGAAAGCAUUGAAACGGAAUCGUGAAUACAUGGGCGGCCGAUAUAUUGAGGUGUUUGCAGAGGAGAACACAACAAAGACGAGACGUUCAUCGAAGAGUCCAGCCCAGCCCUGGCAAAGAACAAAGAAGGACAACGAAGAGGAGGAGGACCUCUCUGAGUCGGGAAGGCUCUUUGUGCGAAACCUGCCUUACACCUGCACUGAGCAAGACCUGGAAGGGCUGUUUACCAAAUACGGGCCUCUGUCUGAGAUCCACUUCCCGAUUGAUGGUCUGACCAAGAAGCCCAAAGGCUUUGCGUUUGUCACCUACAUGUUUCCUGAGCAUGCGGUGAAGGCCUUUGCAGAAGUGGAUGGACAGGUUUUCCAGGGCCGAAUGCUGCAUGUCUUGCCGUCCACCAUUAAGAAGGAAGAAGCGGAUAACUCCUCAAGCGCGGGGUCCUCAUCCUAUAAGAAGCAAAAGGCAUCCAAAGAUAAAGCGAACAGUUCCAGCUCUCACAACUGGAACACCUUGUUCAUGGGGGUGAACGCCGUGGCAGAGGCUGUUGCGGAGAAGUACGGUGCCCCAAAGAGUCAAGUGUUGGAUCACGAGCUGAAGGGCAGCGUGGCCGUGCGGGUCGCUCUGGGGGAAACAGAACUUGUUCAGAAAGUGCGCCAGUUCCUGCUAGAAAAUGGGGUCAGUCUGGAUUCCUUCAGCCAGGCUGCCGGCGAAAGGAGCAGAACCGUCAUUCUGGCCAAGAACCUCCCGGCUGGCACUUCGGCAUCGGAGAUGGAGGAGGUUUUUGGGGCUCAUGGAAGCCUCGGCCGGGUUCUUCUCCCGGAAGGAGGGGUCACAGCUAUUGUGGAGUUUCUGGAGCCGACGGAAGCUAAGCGGGCCUUCACCAAGUUGGCUUACUCAAAGUUUCGGCAUCUCCCUCUGUACCUUGAAUGGGCACCGAUGGGGAUCUUUUCUGGCACUGGAAAGAAGGAGCCGGAGAUCUCCGGAGACAAGAAGGAAAGCGAAGGACUUCCACAGACAGGCAAUACUGGAAAUGAAGAAACUCCAAUGGAGACAGGGAAACCCAGAACAGAGGAGGAGGAGAAGGAGAAGGAUGAUGAUGGUGAUGAUGAUGAAGAAGAGGAAGAAUGCAUUCCAGGCUGUACAGUCUUCAUAAAGAACCUCAAUUUCUCCACUACGGAGGAGACAUUAAAAGAGGUUUUUUCGAAAAUGGGAGCGGUAAAGAGCUGCACUGUCUCCAAGAAGAAAGACAACGCCGGUACACUCCUCUCCAUGGGCUUUGGAUUUGUAGAGUAUAAGAAACCGGAACAUGCACAGAAAGCCCUCAAGCAGCUGCAGGGACGCACUGUUGAUGGCCAUCAACUGGAAGUCAAGAUCUCUGAAAGAGCCAUCAAGUCGCCAGUCACUUCUGCCCGCAAGAAGCAAACGAGUAAGAAGCAAAAGACCUCUAAGAUUUUGGUGCGCAACAUCCCCUUCCAGGCAACGGUGAAAGAGAUCAGAGAGCUGUUCAGCACCUUCGGAGAACUGAAAACCGUCCGCCUGCCAAAGAAGAUGAUGGGAACCGGAAAGCAUCGUGGUUUCGGUUUUGUGGAUUUCCUCACAAAGCAGGAUGCCAAGAGAGCCUUCAAUGCCCUGUGCCACAGCACUCAUUUGUAUGGCAGAAGACUGGUCUUGGAAUGGGCUGACACAGAGGAAACAGUGGAAGCUCUGAGACGAAAAACAGCCGAGCAUUUUCACGAUUCCCCAACCAAGAAGAAGCGGUCAGCUGCCCUGGAAGAAAUCCUGGAGAAGUUGGAUGAUGAAGGAGAUGAUGAGGGAGACAGCUAGAGCACCUGCCCCCAACUCUGAGGUAAGAACUGAGCUCCAGUCAAGAGGAUGUCAGCCCCUUGAAACCCAGCAGGAUCUCACCCUUAAAUCCCCUGUGGAACAGGACACACCGGACGAGCUGAAAGGGCAAGACGAUUCUAUGUUGGCAUCUUGCAAUCUCUCUUUUCUCUCUCGUGCCUGGAAUCGGAAAAGAAAUGGAGGCUCCUUUUGCCUGCCCCCAGCCUUGAUAUUCAGCCACAUUCACAUUUUAAAUAAAGAAGCAAUGGAGACCUUUUCAGUAAGCAGCUGAACAGCAGCUCCCCCCACCCAAGAACUUGUACAGUUUUGGGGAAAUAAUGUAUACUAUUUAAACAACAAGAAAAACAACAGAUUGCUAAUGAAGCCAUCUGGAUAAUGAUAUAAAAUAUUUGAUUUGUU
Messenger RNA from Pogona vitticeps (central bearded dragon), 3446 nucleotides. RefSeq names its product RNA binding motif protein 19 (gene RBM19). NCBI's taxonomy places the organism in Eukaryota, Metazoa, Chordata, Lepidosauria, Squamata, Agamidae. Gene Ontology annotation, molecular function: mRNA binding. The record is from RefSeq and is a predicted model, not a curated record.